AAAAAAUCUAUUGAGUGAACCUGAAAAAGUAGAGCGAAAAUCAUGACAGCGAUACUGACCAAUAGCUAUCCCUUUGCUCGAGCUUGACAGUUAGUUCCACCGCCAGCCACAACCGGUCACCGUCGUAUUUAGAGACUCCUCCCGCGACAUUCCUUUCCGCUUCAUGUUCUCGACCAACUAUCCUUCUCGAAAUCUAAGUGCUCUAAACAUGGAAAAACAAGAUUCUUCACAAAAAGAAAAGACAGCAGAUGACCUUCCAAAUGUCUUGGUUCUUGGGCCACCUUCUGUUUUCAAAGCUUAUGAGAGACGAUUCUCAGAUAAAUUCCAUUGUCUAAAACCAUGGGAAUCCCCUAUUCCACUCCACCAAUUCCUUUCUACCCAUGCAGAGGAUGUUGCUGAUAUGGCUGUUGGUUUGUUGAUUGAUGUGUUAAGAAGAGUAAGUGCUGCUAAUAGCUUUGUUAAGGCUGGAUUAUGGCACCAGAAAAAAAAUUAUCCUCUUGCUCACAAGUUGGGUGGUAAGCGAGUAGGGGUUGUAGGAAUGGGAAACAUUGGUUUGGAGGUGACAAAGAGGCUUAAAGCCUUGGGUUGCAUUAUCUCUUACACUUCUAGAACCAAAAAACCCGAUCUCACAUUCCCUUUUUUCCCCAAUGUUGUACAACUUUCAACAAACUGUGAAAUCCUCAUCAUCUGUUGUGCAUUAAACGACCAAACACACCACAUGAUUGACAAAAACAUCAUGUUGAAUUUAGGAAAACAAGGAGUUAUAGUGAACGUAGCCCGAGGGGCAAUCGUUAAUGAGAAAGAAUUGGUGGAGUGUUUAGUGAAAGGGGAAAUUGGUGGGGUCGGUUUGGAUGUUUUUGAAAACGAACCAGGUGUUCCUCAUGAGUUAUUGAAAUUGGAUAACGUUGUGAUGACACCACAUCAUGCGGUGAUGACUGAGGAAUCUUUCAUGGGUCUUUUUGAGGUUGUGGUUCGGAAUUUGGAUGCUUUUUUCGCGAAUAAACCUUUGAGGUUUCAAGUGUGUAGUGGGGAUGACUGAAUUGGAUGAGGAUUUAGAUACACUUUUUCUAUAUAAAAUAAAUUUGUGGUGUAUAUGUGAAUUAAUUCCUUCAAAAUUUAUCAUUAAUAGUGGUAUAUUUUGAUUUAAACUAUAUAUUUGAGGGUAAAAAGAACAUUGUAUUUUGGUUAUUUCAUGUCAAAGUACGAGAGCUUCAAAUAUUUUCUUAAAUACACUGUUAUGUCACAUUUCACCGUUAAUUUAUUAUAUCAU
This is a messenger RNA of Lactuca saligna, 1270 nucleotides long. Lineage: Eukaryota; Viridiplantae; Streptophyta; Magnoliopsida; Asterales; Asteraceae. The record is from the annotation of a GenBank genome assembly.